Closterium sp. NIES-67 is the source of this 2318-nucleotide messenger RNA. The record is from the annotation of a GenBank genome assembly. NCBI's taxonomy places the organism in Eukaryota, Viridiplantae, Streptophyta, Zygnematophyceae, Desmidiales, Closteriaceae.
CCCAUCCCAUCCCAUCCCAUGCCAAUCUUGUGCAACAGAACUUCCACCUCCCCUCCAGUCCCUCAUAUCCUGUAGGCUAGAUCAUCCAUUCCCGUUGUUUCAUAAGCUUCUAUAAUUCAUUAGCUUCUAUUAUUCAUCCCCGCUGAUUGGAGGAGGCAUCGAGACCGCAAUUCUUGAUUUGCCAGAGCAUUAGGUUGGUUCAAACCUUGUCUGAGACUUCAAUUUUUUCUCAAUCAUGAUGCUCGCCAACGGAGUCCUCCCAAGGCCAACCUGUAGCUCCCUCAGUUAUGUUGAUAAGGGAUCCGUCUUCGCUGGAAUUGCGGGUGCUGCAAAGUCCAGCUCUUACACCAAUCAGCUGGCUUUAUUUCUCCUCUCGCGCCAGCCGUUGAGUCGCCAUGUGUCAUCGUGUCGCAUUAUGCCGAGAGCCAGGCUUGUCGCUGAUGAUGUAACGUUAACGACGUCAGCACCAAAGAAGGCCAGUGACGGCCGUUCUAUCGUGCUCGCCUCUCUUCCAAGGUCCAUCCAAGUGACCUUCACAAUGGAGCGGCGCUGCGAGUUCGGCGAGCACUACGCCGUGGUGGGGGAGGUCGACGAGCUUCGCUUCUGGGACCCCGCUAAGGCGGUCGUCGCGCAAUGGUCGGAAGGCCACCAUUGGAGGGUCACCGUUGACCUCCCUGCGGAUCGGCCGAUCGAGUUCAAGUUCGUGCUGCUCGGCCGGCACGGGGAGGUGUGGUGGCAGCCGGGUCGAAACCACGUGCUCGCCACGGCGGGCUUGGCGCGCAGCGUGGACGUGCACGUGCCGUGGGACACAGAGCAGCCGUUGGUGGUGGUUAACCACCCGGAGAGAAGCACCAGCAGUGGGAGCCUGAACGGCGCACUUACCGCUAUCACGAUUCUGGAGGACGAGAAGGAGCUGGUUGCGGAAAGCAGCGAAAUCACGGUGAACGGCCGCUCCAGUCUCAGCAUGGAAUCCAACGGCCAUUCCAAUUCUGGCAUGGAGUCCGACGGCUAUUCCAACUCUGGCAUGGAAUUUGACGAUUAUUCCCUUUCUGGCAUGGAAUCCAACGGCUAUUCUUAUUAUGGCAUGGAAUCUAACAGUUAUUCCGACUUUUGCAUGGAAUUCAACGGUCUUUCCGACCUUGGCAUGGAAUCCAACGGCUACUCCAAUCCGAGCAUCAGUGGGGUCGAUUUGGUCAUUCCAGCAGAAGAGGACACAGCUGACCCUUCGGUCACUCUCAAGGGGGCAGCACGUGGCGAACGGGCUCUCUUGCCAGCUGGCAGAAGUAACGCUGACAAUUCGCAAGCAGACGCUAUGGAGAAGCGUGGAGUUCUGGCUGCAGGGGUGGCGACUAAUGCAUCAUUCAAUGCCGCAGCUUUUAACGCUGCGGAGUCUUUCCCAACAAUAUCGGAUCUUUAUGGAACAGGAGGCGUGGAUAAUGAGGGGGAAAGGGAACUGGAGUAUGUGUCAGGUUCCGCAGGAGCAGGGAUGCGUGCCGACAUUGCAGGAAGCGUGGAGGCGGCCUGCACAGAGCAAAGUGACGAGGAGGGUAAGUCACUCAUGGUUCAAAGAGAGGGAUCAAGCAGUGGUGGCGACAGGAAGGGCCUGCAGAGCAACACAGGGGAUCAGGUCAAGCCUGCACGUCAGAGAAGGAAGGAGCGGAAAUCAAGCAGCAAGUACCUCUCAGAGCUGUUCUUCAACGAUGCACAUCUCCCCAUGCGUCGCUGGGCUGGGGAGCUCUACCAAGAGAACCCAUCAAGCACUCCUACAACAAACCAUCUUCCUGCAAGCCCUGCUCUCAGCUCCGCAGCUUCACCAGCCCCAUCUAAUCCCAAUCAGAAGUCAGCAGCACUCCUAGGUGCAUCCCAUAACUCCCACCCUCUCCAUCUGGCCACAAGCGGCAGCACCCCAGUGUCAGCGCAGUUCGCGGCUCAUCCCAGCAGCGCUUCCUCCUUGACUGCGACCCUGACACCACCUGCUCCGGGCCUUUUUGACGGGCUCGGUGAAGUGAUGGAGCGGGGCGUGGGGAGGCUGUUCAGCCGCAUGCAGCACUCCCUGGCCCGGGCUCGAAUCUGGCUCGUGCUCAUCCCCCUGCCGGCGCUGUCCACUCCACUUGCAGCACUUGCAGUUGCUGUGCAGCUGUUCCUCCUCCUGACCCUCUGAAGCUGAAUCAUGCCAGGCACUAUUUCUUAGUUCCAUCUGCAACAUAGUGUGUGAUGGACUAUGUUGAGUACAUAUAUGGCUGAGUACAGGUAGUAACAAGUGCAUUGCAUGUAUCAAGUGUUGCGUUUCGAAUCACGAACCACAUCUUUCGCCGAAC